AUGAAAACUUCACAUCCAGUUUCCUUCCUCCCUUUCCUCUUUACAAGUCUACUCUUCCAACUCCAACAAAUUCCAGCUCUAGAAGACUCCUCCAGCACCACCACAACGACCUCCGUCGCGCAGCCAACUCCUGCUGCCACCACCGCAAGUAACACAGAUUUUAUCCGUACAAGUUGUGAAGCAACAUUAUACCCCGAGCUAUGUUGCAAUUCCCUCGUACCCUACGCCAAUGCCGUGCAGCAAGACCCUAGUCGACUUGCACGUAUUGCCAUCAGCGUUAGCCUAACCGAAGCCAAACUCAUUCCUGCUUAUGUAUCAAAUCUGACACACCAAGUCGAGAAUGGGACAGGAGGCAAUACCCGGGAGGUGAACGCUCUACAUGACUGCGUUACUGUUUUUAGUGAUGCAGUCGAGCAAAUACGUAGCUCGCUCAAGCAACUUGGCCGGUUGGGAAGCCCUGGCCCGACGUUCGUUUUUCAGGUGAGCAACGUUCAGACGUGGAUGAGUGCUGCUUUGAGCAACGAGGAGACAUGUACUGAAGGAUUUGGUGAUGUGCCCGACGGACCGAUAAAAAGUGACAUAUGUAAUCGAGUAGUCAAGGUGAAGGAAAUGACUAGCAAUGCUCUGGCUUUGGUUAAUAGUUAUGUUGCCCGUGAGCUGUGA
This is a messenger RNA of Fraxinus pennsylvanica, 663 nucleotides long. NCBI's taxonomy places the organism in Eukaryota, Viridiplantae, Streptophyta, Magnoliopsida, Lamiales, Oleaceae. The record is from the annotation of a GenBank genome assembly.